Molecule: messenger RNA, 275 nt
Organism: Perkinsus marinus ATCC 50983
Lineage: Eukaryota; Perkinsozoa; Perkinsida; Perkinsidae
Exons: 2
Source: RefSeq, a predicted model, not a curated record
GUCCAACGAGCGAUGGACCCAAAGUAUAAGUCGCCACGGAAACGUAGUAGAUCGAGAGAAGAUUCAUCGGAUGGGGAAAGCAGUGGUUCGGAACGUCGGCAUAGUCGGCAUCACCGCAAGGAGAAAAAGCGGAGGCAUAAACAUGAAAAAAAAGAUAAGAAGAAACAUCAUCAUCGUCGUCACCAUCAUCGUGAGAGGUCCGUAUCGUCCAGUUCUGAAGAAGGGGAGGAGGAGGCACCUGUGGUGAAGGCUGAGCCGGACGAGGAGGAUUCGGG